GGUGUCCUUAAAGCUAAACUGGACGGCCAUUUUGUUGAUAAUUAAUAGCGAAAAAGUUGGCUUUUCGUUGUCUUUGGAUAUGUUUAAAUUGUAUAAAUACUGUAUUUGAAUGAAUUACAGUCUAUUUUCUCAAAUGAUCAAUCUGUAUUUUUAAUCAAAAGCCUCCGGGUCGACUUUGUUAGCACUUCGUUGCCCUCCAUCUGACGCGUGGACGUGAUAUAGUUAGUGAGUUUGGCGGCUUUAAUAAAUUCAGGUGGUACAAGCAUUGUGAAAAAUUUUAAAUGGAACAAUUGGGAAUUCAAUUUAUAACUGAAAGUGAUCAAAGUGGUUUGAGCUCUGAGCAUGACGUUGGCAAGUUAAGUUAUAACACAUAUAGCGACUCAUCAGAAAAUGUUCAAACAUUCGUUCAGUCGGCCUAUACGUUCCAAACCCUUCCCUUAGUAACAAGCGCCCAGGAGGUACAAAUUCAUUAUUCGCCAGUGCUAAGCCAACAUGUGGAGCCUCUUCUAUGCACAAAUCCCGAAUUAGAAUUACAGAACGAUGAAAUAAUUAAAAAAGGAAAGAAAAAGAAAGGAGAGAAAUUUUCUUGUGAAAUAUGUGGUUCUCAAUACAGUCAGAAAGGAAUAUUAACUCUCCAUAUGAGAUUACAUACUGGUCAAAGUGCCCUACAGUGUAAUAUCUGCGAAAAAAGAUUUUUACAAAAAGUUCAUUUAAAUGCUCAUAUGAGAACACAUACUGGUGAAAGACCAUAUGAAUGUAAAACAUGUCAGAAAUUUUUUAAAACAAUGGAUUCGUUGAAGAAGCAUCAGUUACAGCAUACUGGAAAAAAGCCAUUUGUUUGCUCUUAUUGCGGAGAGUCAUUCCGACAAAAAGUACAGAUGCAAGUUCACGUUCGCCGCUUUCACACAAACGAAAGGCCCUGGACAUGUGAGGAUUGCGGAAAAUCAUUCUUAACGAGACAGCACGUUCUUAAUCACAAAAGACAAGUUCAUGCUCCACCCUCGGUUCCAUGUCCAAUUUGCGGUCGCCCUUUUUCAGAUGAUAGACACAUGAAACGACACAUGGAUACACAUCUUGCCGAAUAUGAAAGACAAUAUGAAUGCAACGUUUGCAAGAAAAGAUUAGCCUCUAAGGAAUCGUUAAACAAGCAUUAUAAAAUUCAUGAUACAACUUUAAAAUAUCAGUGUCAGCAUUGUGGUACAACUUUUCGAGCUUCUAGUUCUCUAAGAUCUCAUAUUAAAAGAACCCACUCAGUUACAUCGACAGCUCCUCCCUCUCAAGCUGCUUUUGAUGAUGAUCGAAAAUACAACAGAUGUUGUUUUUGUUCCAAAUUUUUUUCAGAUAGCAAUCUACUAAAAUCCCACAUAUUACUAGUUCACAGGAGUGAAGAAAGCGUUUCAUGUGAAGAAUGUGGAAAAUCUUUAGAAUCUCGAUAUCAUCUAAGCAAUCAUAGAAAACGUUGCGUUAAAAAUAAUUCAUCGGCUAUCUUCGAAUGUUGCGUAUGUCUUAUGACGUUUGACGAUAUUCAUAUUUAUGCCGUCCACUAUCUAUCUCAUACACCAGACGGUGCACUGAUACCUUGUCCUUGGUGCUCUCAACUUCUCCCCGAUAUCGCUCCAUUUAUAGACCAUCAAUUAGAGCACCAGAAUGGUGAUAAUGAAAGACCGUUUGAAUGCGGAAAUUGCGGUUCGAAGUUUUCUACAAGAGCUCGUCUAGAUCAACAUGUUGUUAAAGGUUGUAAUAAAAGAAAAAAUUCAAAGAAAAAGAAAAAUAAAGCAAAAUCGGAUGAAGAUAUUAUCCUUUUAGAUGUUAAUGCUCAAAUUGAACUGGAAGAAAUAAGUGUUGACGAUCUAAUGGAAGAAUUAAGAAUUAGGUGUUCUACUGAAGGUACUACAAGAAUCUGUUGGUGUGGUUGUUUAUUUAAUGAUCUACAAUUGUACGAAACUCACGUCAAAUGCCAUGAUGAAAUGGAUCCUCUUCACUGCUCCUUUUGCAAUCAUUACAGUUCUUCUUGGCCAGAUUUCUUUUGCCAUUUAUCAUUUCAUGAUAAAUAA
Molecule: messenger RNA, 2054 nt
Organism: Dimorphilus gyrociliatus
Lineage: Eukaryota; Metazoa; Annelida; Polychaeta; Dinophilidae
Source: the annotation of a GenBank genome assembly